This is a messenger RNA of Solanum dulcamara, 639 nucleotides long. RefSeq names its product copper transport protein ATX1-like. Lineage: Eukaryota; Viridiplantae; Streptophyta; Magnoliopsida; Solanales; Solanaceae. The record is from RefSeq and is a predicted model, not a curated record. Gene Ontology annotation, molecular function: metal ion binding. Bases 117 to 479 code for a protein of 120 amino acids. The transcript has 3 exons.
UAACUCUCCCAUCAUCUCAAAAGUCCACAUUUAGAUAAUUUUUCUCAGCAAAAAGCAAAGGCUCCCAUAGUUUUUUUUUUAAAAAAAUUUCUUCUCAUUUCCUACAUUUAACCAUCAUGUCUCAGACAGUUGUUCUCAAAGUUGGCAUGUCAUGCCAAGGCUGUGUUGGAGCUGUCAACAGGGUUUUGGGCAAAAUGGAAGGUGUUGAAUCAUUUGACAUCGAUAUAAAGGAGCAAAAAGUGACGGUGAAAGGAAAUGUGGAACCAGAAGCUGUUUUCCAGACUGUUUCAAAGACCGGAAAGAAGACUUCUUUCUGGGAAGCAGAAGCACCAGCACCAACACCAGCACCAGCACCAAUUGAACCCGAAACAAAGCCCGUGGAGGAAAAGCCCGUAGAAGAAAAGCCUGCAGAAACAUCAGUUGAGCCCGAAGCAAAGCCCGUGGAAGAAAAGCCAACAGAAACUGUUGCUGCAGCAUGAUGAUUGAUACCUCAAUUAAUGGGCUGAAAAUUUACACCAUAUGCUUAACAGUUUAAUGAGAGUGAGAGCUGAAAUAAUUGUCUUGCUAAUUUUCUGCAUUUGGUUUUCAUGUAAUAUUGAUUGUAAGUCUUGCUGUCUACUAUAUAUUUUAAUUUGUGGA